Messenger RNA from Darwinula stevensoni, 2781 nucleotides. The record is from the annotation of a GenBank genome assembly. NCBI's taxonomy places the organism in Eukaryota, Metazoa, Arthropoda, Ostracoda, Podocopida, Darwinulidae.
AUGGAGGGAAAUGGUGGGGUCCCACUGGUGCUAGUGGUGACCAGUGUUGGAAGCCUCCCAUCCGCUGGCUAUGGUUUCAAAGGGAAAACCUUAGACUUUAAGGGAAAUGAGGAGAUUAUCGACUUUCCGUCUUUGCCCCCUCUCCCACCCAUACCGCGAUUGCCUUCAUUACAUUAUGGCCCACCAUCUGCCAAGUAUGGGCCAGAUCUAGGUGUAUUGGAAGGGAAACGGCCCCGUCAAAAGCCAGCUGGACGUCAGGGGAAGAAAGCGAAAUUUCCCAAACCUGUCUACACAAAAUGGACCCCUCUCUUGCCCGGUGAUUGCUGUGGAGAGACACCAUGGAUACCCCUGAAGGGCAAAUCCAGCUCCCCAUAUCGAGUGACCAAGGUCCAAAAGUUGACUAAGACGGGAGCAUCGAAGCAAUUGUACGAUUCGGGAAUUCAAGGGGUGCAGUCUUACCGAUUCUUAGUUAAUGGACAAGGUAAUGUCGAGAACCUUCCUCCUCCCGGCUAUCAAGCAGGAUUAAAACCAAACGUCCAGGUAUCCAUUAUCGAAGAAGAAGAGUAUGCACCAGUUGGGGCACUUGAUGUACCGAUACCACCGCCAUCUUCAUAUGGCAGCGAAGCCGUAGUUGAGUUGAGUAAACCUGCACCCUAUGACGUCUCAUCACCUUUAACCUCUCCUAUCCCGAUCAACUACAACAGCCAGCACUUGGGAGGACGUAAGGAGCAACCACGAUACCCACAGGCACAGAAGCAAGAAAUACUAUAUGGAGGACCACAGCCACAGCAAAUCCAGGAAUAUGAAGCUCUUGGUCAGAAUGCGGGGCCUCAAGGACAACAAUAUAAAGCGCCUGAAGAAGUAAUAUACAAAGCUCCUCCACUGGUACAGUAUCAGGAACAGAGAUUUGAGGCUCCAAGGCAGGUGGCGCGACCUGUGGAACAGAAGACUGAAGUUCCCAGAGAGCAGUUCCAGUUCGGGCAACAGAAGAUUGAAGUUCCCAGAGAGGAGUUCCGGUUCGAGCAACAGAGCUAUGAAGCUCCCAGGCAUGAAGUGCAAUUCAAGCAGCAAAGGUUUGAAGCUCCCAGACAGGAGGUGCGAUACGAACAGCAAAGGAUUGAAGCUCCCAGACAGGAGGUGCAAUUCGAACAGCAAAGAUAUGAAACGCAUGGGCAGGAGGAGCAAUUCGAACAGCAAAGGUUUGAAGCUCCCAGACAGGAGGUGCGAUACGAACAACAAAGGUUUGAAGCUCCCAGACAGGAGGUGCGAUACGAACAACAAAGGUUUGAAGCUCCCAGACAGGAGGUGCGAUUCGAACAGCAAAGGAUUGAAGCUCCCAGACAGGAGGUGCGAUUCGAACAGCAAAGAUAUGAAACGCAUGGGCAGGAGGAGCAAUCCGAAGAGCAAAGGUUUGAAGCUCCCAGACAAGAGGUGCGAUUCGAACAGCAAAGGUUUGAAGCUCCCAGACAGGAGGUGAGAUUCGAACAGCAAAGACAUGAAGCUCCCAGACAAGAGGUGCGAUUCGAACAGCAAAGGUUUGAAGCUCCCAGACAGGAGGUGCGAUUCGAACAUCAAAGAUAUGAAGCUCCCAGACAGGAGGUGCGAUUCGAACCUCAAAGAUAUGAAGCUCAUAGGCAGGAGGAGCAAUCCGAAGAGCAAAGAUUCGAGAUCCAAAGGCAACAGCACGAACAACAAAGGUUUGAGGCUCCAAGACAAGAAAUCAGAUAUGAAGAGGAAAGAUACGAGGAACCUAGGCAGGAGGAAAGGCAUGAAGGGCUCAGACAGAGAUACGAAGGGCAGAGAGAAGUGUUCUUACAUACCAACCAAGCUGAAGGCCAAAGAUUCGAUGCAUCAAGAGAAGAAGUGGGCUAUGAGGGAAAUCAAAGACGUGAAGAGCCCAUAGAAAAGUUGAUUGUGUACAAUGCACCCAGGGAAGAGGGUCGCUUCGAUGUGAGUAGGGAAGAGGGUCGCUACGAUGGGAGUAGGGAAGAAGGUCGUUUCGAUGGUAGCAGGGAAGAGGGUCGCUUCGAUGUGAGUAGGGAAGAAGGACGCUACGAUGGGAGCAGGGAAGAAGUAACAUUUGGACAGGCACAAGGACAGCGUCUAAUUCAGACGGAAUACUUUCCUGAUCGACCCGAUGUGAGAGGAAAUUUCCUGCGUUUGGAGGGUCCAAGUGAAAGGCCUUUGGCACCGGCAGGAGUGGAAAUAGAAUACCGGGGAUUCGGUUCGUCGGAAUCUCACGAACAGGGAAGAGGAAGAGGAGGACAGAGAGAAGAAGAUUAUAGUGAGUAUGGAUUCCGUGAAGACGUCGUUCAAGUUCCCCUCUUCAAUCGCAUUGAGGCAGCCCGCCUUCAGGAACUCAGGUACUCGGGAAGACAGGAGCAGUCUCAGGAAACGUACAGCGGUGUGUUUUCGACGACGACAACAACGACACCAGCGCCCAUCCUGUCUUCCACGCCUCUACCUACAUCCUCUACUUACAGAUCAGCAGUGGAGGGUGACGGGAAUCUCAGUGUUGCCAAUAAAGGAGAAUUUGGCAUUAAAGUACCGUCACGUUCACGUUUUAGGGGUUCGACGACGUCGAGACUGCUGACAACGACGACACCGGUGACGUCGACAGAGGCACGAAGUCCAUUGCCACAGGCUGUGGUCCUUCAAGAGGCACUUGAUAGUUCCUAUAUCAACAAAUUCCCCGAAGCCGGAGCUGCAGAGGAUUUCCAAGUCGACCCGGGAGAGCAGCAGAUCGUGGAGGAUAACCUCUUCGAGAUUCGAAAAGUCUGA